AUGAUCUCGAUACUGGAGAAGUUGAAGGCAGCUCAGCACGGCCGUGGCGAAAACCCUUUUAUCUUCACCUUGGCAAAUGCUGAAUCCAUAUUCCACAUGUUGGACCCAAACAUGCGGGGGUACGUCACUUUUGAGCAAUAUAAACAUGGUUUGGAGACCCUGGGUAUCACCGAGUUCGACAUAAUGCCUCGCGGAAUUGGCAAGAAUACUAUCACAAAGGAAGUGUUUCUGGCUGCGGCGCAGAAGGGCCUUGACCAUCUCUCCAGCACCUACCAGCACAUUCCUGGCUUUCCAAGCUCACACGUAGAGAAGGACCAGCGGGAAGAAACCAAACUAGAUCAAAAUACAUGCUAG
Molecule: messenger RNA, 354 nt
Organism: Echinococcus granulosus
Lineage: Eukaryota; Metazoa; Platyhelminthes; Cestoda; Cyclophyllidea; Taeniidae
Exons: 2
Coding region: 1-354 (117 amino acids)
Molecular function (GO): calcium ion binding
Source: RefSeq, a predicted model, not a curated record